AUGCGUUUUUCUGGCAAGCACAUACUUACUCUGCCUCUCUUACACUUUUAUAUUCCUCCGUUUUUUUUUGACACUCGCGUUUUAACUUCUUCUGAUGCAUCCUCUUCACAAUGGCCAUCUGGAUUAGUCAAGGCCAUAUUGCCAAAAAUACUCUCUGCAAUUAAACACAGCCAUGAAAAUGAUGAACAACCCUCUCUCAAACAUGCCAUGCAUCAAGAACUACCAUCCCAUGUUACUGUCAUUGAUAUGUCAAAGAAAAUCGGAACAAACGCCAUGUUUAACAUUCUCAGUGUCUUUUUGUUCAACUCAUUUGUUUCUAGUAUUUUCAAUAUAAGAUAUCAAAUUUAUGAGAGUAUGUUACAGGCUGAGAGCAAUAAAGAGGCUUUUGUAAUUGGAUAUAUUUGA
This is a messenger RNA of Phycomyces blakesleeanus NRRL 1555(-), 405 nucleotides long. RefSeq lists its product as hypothetical. NCBI's taxonomy places the organism in Eukaryota, Fungi, Mucoromycota, Mucoromycetes, Mucorales, Phycomycetaceae. The record is from RefSeq and is a predicted model, not a curated record. The transcript is spliced from 7 exons. Bases 1 to 405 code for a protein of 134 amino acids.